Molecule: messenger RNA, 2235 nt
Organism: Paramacrobiotus metropolitanus
Lineage: Eukaryota; Metazoa; Tardigrada; Eutardigrada; Parachela; Macrobiotidae
Product: AP-1 complex subunit mu-1-like
Exons: 11
Coding region: 722-2005 (427 amino acids)
Biological process (GO): intracellular protein transport; vesicle-mediated transport
Cellular component (GO): clathrin adaptor complex; clathrin-coated vesicle
Molecular function (GO): clathrin-cargo adaptor activity
Source: RefSeq, a predicted model, not a curated record
CCUUUGGAUUUUCUCAUACCAGUCAUACGCACAGGGUUUUUUUAAGUAGAAUUGCCUGCUUCUACAAAAUUGAAGCUGCUUUGAAAAAGCUGGGCGUAUACUGAAUUAACGCUGCAACUUGAAAUUUGCACUCAAACGGCAGCUUGUUUUCGCAUUCCCGUCAUUAUCUAGUAUGUUGAAUUUUACUACUUAGUUAUUUUAUUUGCAAGUAAGUUUAAACUGUCUGUAGAUAAGCACGCAAACAUUCAAAAUUAAACAUGCGAACGAAUACAGUUCUUGUUCAGUAAGUACAGUACCGUUACUAGCACAUUUGUGUAUCGGACUGGCACUUUACACAGUCUGGAUCAUAUGCAAUAGGCAGUGCUGUAAAUUACUAAAUGUGAGAGAAGCUCAGAAGCACAAACUGUGACAAACAGUUUUGCUGCACAUUUUAAUUUGUAUAAUAAUUAUGAUCUGAGAUUUUACGAUUUCCUGUUCACGGAAUUCAUUUAAACACCUUGAUCCUGAUCGUAUUAUUCAGUUUUCAUGGUACAUCAGUCCAUCUGCGUUCCUGUUUUGCAUGAAAACAGCACUGUUACCCACGGACUGAACUUGUAAUCUGUGCGUGAUCGGGCUCGGCCACUUUCCACGUGGAGGAGCACUCACGCAGUAUCCCCUCAUCAAACAGGUUGCUGUUUCCUUCGAGUCCUUUAUCCCCGUGUUCUUCCUCCCAUUCCUUAAGAUGCCUGCAUCUGCCAUUUAUAUCCUGGAUGUUAAGGGAAAAGUAAUGGUAUCGCGCAACUAUCGUGGCGAUAUCGAUAUGGCCAUCAUUGAGCGCUUUCUUCCCCUGCUGAUGGAGAAGGAGGAAGAGGGCAAUGUGACGCCGUUAUUGUCGACACUGGGAGUGACGUUUGCCUACAUAAAAUUCAGCAAUCUUUAUCUUGUUGCCACGACCAAAAAGAACGCCAACAUCACACAGAUAUUUGCCUUUCUCCAUAAAAUUGUUGAGGUGUUUCGUGAAUACUUUAAAGAGCUGGAAGAAGAGAGCAUCCGCGACAAUUUUGUGAUAAUAUAUGAACUGUUGGAUGAACUGAUGGAUUUUGGAUAUCCACAGACAACGGACAGUAAAAUAUUGCAGGAAUACAUCACACAGGAAGGUCAGAAACUGGAGAUUGCUCCUCGUCCUCCGAUGGCCGUGACGAAUGCGGUCUCCUGGAGAUCGGAAGGACUGAAGUACCGGAAGAACGAAGUGUUUUUAGAUGUUAUUGAAUCUGUCAAUCUUCUGGUCAAUGUCAACGGGACAGUUCUGCGCAGUGAAAUCUGCGGUGUAAUCAAAAUGCGAGUGUUUUUAUCGGGUAUGCCGGAAUUGCGGUUGGGAUUGAACGAUAAGGUGCUAUUUGAAUCUACCGGACGUGCUGGUGCGGCGGGAUCCAAAACCAAAUCCGUCGAACUGGAGGAUGUCAAGUUCCAUCAGUGCGUGCGACUGUCGCGCUUUGAAAACGACCGCACCAUUUCCUUCAUUCCACCGGAUGGCGAAUUUGAGCUGAUGUCCUACAGGCUAAGCACGCAGGUGAAACCGCUAAUUUGGAUAGAAUCUGUCAUUGAAAGGUUUUCCCAUAGUCGAGUGGAAUACAUGGUCAAGGCUAAAAGUCAGUUUAAGAGGCGGUCAACAGCCAACAAUGUGGAAAUUAUUAUCCCGGUGCCUAACGAUGCGGAUACACCGAAAUUCAAGGCCACGGUCGGACACGUGCGCUAUGUUCCGGAGGAAUCGGCAGCUAUUUGGACCGUGCGAUCGUUUCCGGGAGGAAAGGAAUUCAUCAUGAAAGCUCAUUUCAAUUUGCCCAGUGUGGAAUCCGAGGAGCAGGAAGGCAAACCGCCGAUACGCGUCAGAUUUGAAAUCCCUUAUUUUACUACAUCAGGCAUUCAGGUGCGGUAUUUGAAAAUUAUUGAGAAGAGUGGAUACCAAGCCCUUCCGUGGGUGCGUUACAUAACACAGAACGGUGAUUAUGAAAUCCGAACGAACUAAACCGGCAGCUGUAAUGUUGUUAAUUUUUUGUCAUUUUAUCCGUCGAUUUCACUAAGUUUUAUGAUAUAUUUAUAACAAAGUUUGUGACGUUACUGUGGAGUAGCUACGCGGUGUUAUCGUGAAUCCGUGAUUGCUGUUGGUGGAUUGGGAUUAAUUUUGUCGUUGCGCAUGGUGUUUUUGUGGAAGUUUUAUCGAAAUAUAGAGCUGACUUCAGUAAAAAUGAAACCCGA